Messenger RNA from Scatophagus argus, 1815 nucleotides. RefSeq names its product tetraspanin 3a (gene tspan3a). NCBI's taxonomy places the organism in Eukaryota, Metazoa, Chordata, Actinopteri, Scatophagidae. The coding region runs from base 322 to 1083 and encodes 253 amino acids. The record is from RefSeq and is a predicted model, not a curated record. Gene Ontology annotation, cellular component: membrane. The transcript is spliced from 7 exons. Gene Ontology annotation, biological process: protein maturation; regulation of vascular endothelial growth factor signaling pathway; protein localization to plasma membrane.
GAUUUACUUUAAGAUACGUUAUCUUUUGAUAGCUGACUGCAUAUACCACAAACAGAGGAUAAUAUUUAUAAAAAUAUAUAUCGCAUACGACAUAUUAACAAAAAAUAUUGAAAGGUAAUAUGAGUAAUUAGUCUCUUGGGCGUUUGUUGCUGUCACUCUAAGGUUGUGUUGGUGGCGCUGCGUCACCGUUGUAACCAGAUGAACCCGAUCCAGUGUCACAGUCAGGGUAUGGAGUCUAAGUGGUGUAGCUAGCCGGGACAUGUCUGAGUAGAAACCUGCAAUAUUUUCCAACGCGUACAGCAUUACAUCCCCGUGGUGAAGAUGGGACAGUGUGGCAUCACGUCAUCUAAGACGGUCCUGGUCUUUCUGAACCUGAUUUUUUGGGCCGCUGCUGGUAUCCUGUGCUAUGUUGGGGCAUAUGUCUUCAUUACAUACGAUGACUACGAUCACUUCUUUGAAGACAUCUACACUCUCGUCCCAGCAGUGACCAUUAUCGCAGUUGGAGCUCUCCUUUUCAUUAUUGGGCUGAUUGGGUGCUGUGCGACAGUGAGGGAGAGCUACUGUGGACUGAGAACGUUUGUCGUCAUUCUCCUGCUGGUUUUCAUGACAGAAGUGGCAGUGGUGGUUCUUGGAUACGUUUACAGAGCAAAGGUGGAAGAUGAAGUUAAUAGUUCCAUCAAGAAAGUGUAUGAUGAGUACAACGGCACCAACAGCAAUGCCCAGAGUCGUGCCAUUGACUACAUUCAGAGACAGCUUCAGUGUUGUGGGAUCCACAAUUACUCAGACUGGCAAUAUACACAUUGGUACCAGGAAUCCAAAAACAACAGCGUUCCCAUCAGCUGUUGCAAAAAUAACAUUGGAAGUUGCACGGGGUCCCUCACUCAUCCUGAAGAUCUCUAUCAAGAAGGUUGUGAGGCUUUGGUUGUGAAGAAGCUGAAGGAGAUCAUGAUGUAUGUCAUCUGGACUGCGCUGACAUUUGCUGCCAUCCAGGUGCUGGGGAUGUUGUGUGCAUGUGUUGUGCUGUGCCGCAGAGGCAGAGAUCCUCCCUAUGAGCCGCUCAUUACAGGGGGCACCUACGCAUAGAGGAGAACACACGGCUCACCGUUACGCACACUUCACUUUACUUGUGUCAUUGGUGAGAGAAUGAAGAUAAUCUAUUAUCACUCUAACCUUAAAUCACUAACCACACUGAAGUUAUGUGUUUUACCUGUUUUUCCCCGCAAGAGCUGCUGACCAAAUCCUUUAGUGGUCAAUGUAAAUGAGGGCAUGAGGAAGCAAAACCUCAUUCUUACCAAACUCAGACCUUGUUAGUCACAUAUGGAGUGAAAUGUGGACAGGGUAAUUUCCUCAUAUCUUAGUUUGCACUAUGUGUAUUGCUUUCAAUAUUUUAUAUUUAAAUCUGUCAUAUACUUGAAUGAAAGACCGUAUAUAUUUACCCUGUGCCCCCACUACUACUAUUACUACUACUACUACUAACUGUUACCACUAUUCUAUUUCUACAGUCAUGAUUACAGCUCAGUUUUGGUUAAAACCUCACAUUUCACCAAUGUGUUCUCUUAAGCAAUACUGGGCACCACAGCCCUAACUGUGUAAUUUAACUGAUUUUUGCUUUCUUUGAAGAAUCAACCCUUGUAACCCACUUCCGUAUGUUUGUGAUUGUUCAAGUGGUAAUGCAUUCUUAAGUCUACAUAGACUUUGACCUCUAGCUGUUUGUUUUUGUCCCAACAGUCUACUGAUUGUGGUUUUAGACUUGGAUUUGCUGAUAUGUAGCAAGAUUGACUCAAGAUUGUAAAUAAACUGUGGGAGAAGUUUGAA